AUGUCCAAAUGCGGACCAGUGAUGAAUGGCAUUCCUCACGGGUCGGUCAUCAGCAGUGAAGGGACAGAGGGAGCAAAGUUUCGACUCUCUGGUAAGGGAGUAGAUCAAGACCCAAAAGGAAUUUUUAGAAUCAAUGAGAUCAGUGGGGAUGUCUCCGUGACCCGAGCCCUUGAUAGAGAAGCAAUUGCCAAUUAUGAGCUUGAAGUUGAAGUCACAGAUAUUAGUGGGAAAACCAUUGAUGGUCCAGUCCGCCUAGAUAUUUCUGUUAUUGAUCAAAAUGAUAAUAGGCCAAUGUUCAAAGAAGGACCGUAUGUUGGUCAUGUCAUGGAGGGAUCCCCUACAGGAACGACGGUGAUGCGUAUGACAGCAUUUGAUGCUGAUGACUCUAGCACAGACAAUGCUCUCCUGCGGUAUAAUAUCCUCAAACAGACACCUACCAAACCAUCUCCAAAUAUGUUCUAUAUUGACCCAGAAAAGGGAGAUAUUGUUACAGUUGUGUCACCUGUACUGUUGGAUCGUGAGACCAUGGAAACCCCGAAAUACGAGCUAGUUAUAGAAGCUAAGGAUAUGGGUGGUCUUGAUGUGGGACUAACUGGCACAGCAACUGCCACUAUUCUUAUUGAUGACAAAAACGACCAUCCACCAGAGUUUACCAAGAAGGAGUUUCAAGCCACAGUGAAGGAGGGAGUCACAGGUGUAAUAGUAAACUUAACAGUUGGCGACCGAGAUGACCCAGCAACUGGAGCAUGGAGAGCUGUCUACACCAUUAUUAAUGGAAAUCCAGGGCAGAGUUUUGAAAUCCAUACCAAUCCCCAGACUAAUGAGGGAAUGCUCUCUGUUGUCAAACCUUUAGACUAUGAGAUUUCAGCGUUCCACACGUUGCUCAUCAAAGUAGAAAAUGAAGACCCGCUGAUUCCAGACAUAGCCUAUGGCCCCAGUUCCACAGCAACAGUUCAGAUCACUGUUGAGGAUGUGAAUGAAGGCCCAGUUUUCCACCCAAACCCAAUGACAGUGACAAAACAAGAAAACAUCCCUGUUGGCAGUGUUGUGUUAACGGUAAAUGCCACUGAUCCAGAUACUUUGCAACAUCAGACUAUCAGGUAUUCAGUUUACAAGGAUCCAGCAGGCUGGCUAGAGAUUAACCCCACCAAUGGCACCAUUGGCACCACUGCUAUCCUGGAUCGGGAAUCUCCUUAUGUUCAGAACAACAUAUACACUGCUCUCUUUCUGGCAAUAGACAGUGGUAACCCUCCCGCCACAGGUACAGGAACUUUACACAUCACUUUAGAGGACGUCAAUGACAAUGUCCCAUCCCUUUAUCCAACACUGGCAAAAGUUUGUGAGGAUGCAAAAGAUCUCAGGGUAGUGGUACUAGGAGCAUCAGACAAAGACCUUCAUCCCAACACAGAUCCAUUCAAAUUUGAACUGAGUAAGCAAUCUGGCCCAGAAAAAUUGUGGAGAAUCACCAAGCUUAACAAUACUCAUGCCCAGGUCAUCCUGCUUCAAAACCUGAAAAAAGCCAAUUACAACAUCCCAAUCUCAGUGACAGAUUCUGGAAAACCACCUCUGACUAACACUACAGAACUGAAAUUACAAGUGUGUUCCUGCAAGAAAUCCAAAAUGGACUGCAGUGCAACCGAUGCCCUUCAUAUCAGCAUGACCCUCAUCCUUCUUUCACUCUUCAGCAUAUUUUGUCUGUAAGAACUCCUGACAUUUGAAGCUGUCCUACCGAGUUGCCAUGGCAACGAGAAAAAAGAAAACGUCAGAUCUGAAGAUUGCAGUUUACAGUUGCUGUUCUUCACUACCAGGCCUCAGUUGCUCCAGAUUCAGUUUAAUUUGCAACCUCACUUAAUCUGUCCGACUAUACAUUGGUGUUUGACAGCCUCUACCCUAACUUCCGUUUGGUAAUGGAUUCCUCUUGCAAGACGCAACGUUUAUGCCAAUUUUCUCUGAAUGUUAAAAGACCAUGACAUCUAAACUGGACCUUGGGGGAGCAGAAAACAGAUUGACUCCAUUUUUUUCUAUCUGUUGACUUGUUGCUAUUCAACUGUUCAGAAAAUAUUUUGUCUGUGGGUUAGUAUUUGUAUAUGUAUGAGUGUAUGUAUAUAUAUAUAUUUAUAUAGAGAGAAGAGUUAUACGACAGGUUUAGCUUUUAUAAGAUAUUCAUCUGGAGUGUGCAAAGGACAAAGCAGAGUAAUGCAGCCACAGGUGAAUUGUAACUAUUCUACCAUGGCUAAACCUACUGUAUUUGCUGUUUAUAGUGUGGCCAGAAGGAGAGAGCCUAUUGCCAUCACACCGCCACUACAGCCACUUUGUUGACACCAAGCAAAGCAGGCCCAGGGCUCUGCGGUGUCACUUCUUGUACCUCACGUUCAGCAAACAAGAAAUGCAAAUCCCCCUGGCCUGUUUCUGAUCGGAACUGCUUUCCUUAUGUCCCAGAUGGAAUUUACAAUCCCGCAGGAGCACAGCGCUUCGCUCCCCGUUUCGGUGGGAGCAGCACUGGGAGGUUCUGCGUAGCUCUGAUUUGUGAGAAAGCGGGAAGCAGCUGCGACCGGCACUCUGUGGGUCACGAGUUACAGCAAUGGGAGUGCUGGACCUGAUUUUAAAGGGGCUAAAGUCAGCUUCCUGUCAUUAUUUGCCCGGGCAAUUGACAAAAUUUAAAUCUCUUGUCAGCUCUGCAGACACAGUUAAGUGGGUAGAUGUCUGCGUAUGGGCAGCUGAUUAGAAUAGCAAAAGUAAAGUAUUUCUCAGAAGUGCUGGUCUCUCUCUCAGCCUCCAUGCAGCUGUCAUUACAUACCUAAGCGCAAGGAGGAAGACAGAUGCCCUAUUCUAUAAAUAUAUUCACACACACAUAUAUAUAGUUUUGAAUAUAUAUAUACAUACAUACACAUGUACACACAGUUUCCAGUUAAGAGUAACAAGAGCAUUUCUUUGUGUGUGUAAACUUACCACACUUGUUUGCAGACAUGGGAAAAAAGGGUGUUCGUUAUAUAUGAAUAUAAAUCCUUUUUUAUUCUGUGAGCAUGUAAGGUUAAAAAAAAAACCUUCUAACUGUAUCAAGAUGAUCAUCUUGUUAAUAAAUUGUAAAUGAUCCAUCAAAGCUCACACCAAAUUUUUAUAAAAUUAACACAAAAAGUAUACUAGUGACAGACUGUGGCUUUUAUUAGAGCUUGCCAGUAACUAGGGUAAGGUAAGUGUCUUAGAAUAUUUUAAUAAACUUGCUUAUUUAAAGUUUAAACAAGAAAGCUUCCUUAUGCAAUAGAACUUUGCAGCUGCAUUCUUUAGUUAGCAUUUUUACAGUACUUAUGAGUCAUACUGUAUGUUGUCUUUACUACAGUGAGAUUAUGAGCAUAUCUUCCACACCACGUAUAUGUUUCAAUAGUAAAGCUUUUUGGAAGCAUUAAAAAGUCCAAACAUAUAUUUAGUUUUCCAUAAUGCUACACUAGAUAUUAAAUGUGUGUUGGUGGUUAAAAA
Molecule: messenger RNA, 3474 nt
Organism: Charadrius vociferus (killdeer)
Lineage: Eukaryota; Metazoa; Chordata; Aves; Charadriiformes; Charadriidae
Product: cadherin-13
Exons: 11
Coding region: 1-1701 (566 amino acids)
Biological process (GO): cell-cell junction assembly; calcium-dependent cell-cell adhesion; homophilic cell-cell adhesion
Cellular component (GO): adherens junction; plasma membrane; catenin complex
Molecular function (GO): cadherin binding; calcium ion binding
Source: RefSeq, a predicted model, not a curated record